UGAUUGGCGCAGCCUGCAGUGCUUGGAAAAUCAGUUUCACGAACAACAGUGCAGAAACUCUUGCAUAUCAGCUUGCAGUUAAAGUGAACCCGCGAAAGCAUUCGUUAGCAUCGAGUGUGCCGACGAAGUCGAGGCUCCGCCGCGCGAAAUUGGAUUCCAAGCGAACCUGCCAGAGCGACUGAGCUUCCAAUGUCUCAGUCGCGGCAACGUCUUCGAAUGAGGUCAGCUUGGCGUGAUGUGCGUUGGCGAGAGCGAACACGAAAAUGAAAAUGAAAACGAAAGUUCAGCCUCUGAGUGAAAGUGCAACGGAGAUCGCCUUCGCAAUGAACACACGUGUUGAUGCAACUAACGCGGCGCUACAGUUUAACGCCAGCCGCAAAGCUAUGCGCAGGCGCAUCGGGAUGAACUUUGUGGUCGUGAUUCUCUGGCUUUGGCUCUCGGGCGGUUCAGGCAGCGCAUUGAUGGUGGUCUCAAAACAUUCGAGUUCUAAAAUUGUUGGGGGCGAAGAAGCGAAGGCCGGUGAAUUCCCUUAUCUUGUAUCCCUGCAGUGGAACUUUGGAAAUGGCUCGAAGCCGGUUCAUUUUUGCGGCGGUACAAUUGUGACAGAAUAUUGGAUUUUAACCGCAGCGCACUGCAAAGAAACUGCUUUUCUACGAGGUUGGUUGGAAGUUGUUGCUGGAGAAUAUGAUCUGCAACGUGAAGAGGGUUUCGAGCAGCGACGCAACAUAAGCGAAUUUUUAGUACAUGAAAAUCGUUUACCAGGAUUUGUAGGACCGAACGAUAUCGGUUUGAUAGGAUUAGAUCGGCCAUUGAAUCUAGUCGACGGAGUAACAACGAUCAAAUUGGAUGAUAGCCAAGAGCCCGUUCACGGAAUUGCAGUUCUUCCAGGUUGGGGAUCCGUCUCGUCCACAAUAGAAACGAGUUACCCAGAUAAGCUACAAAAGGCUACUCUACCGGUGUUUCCAUACGAUGUUUGCUUACAGUAUUUCCCGGUAUUUAAUCCACUCGAGGAGACUAAUUUUUGCGCCGGGGAACUCAGUGGAGCCGUAAAUGCUUGUCAUCGAGAUUCUGGCGGACCGUUGGUACAAAUAGUGGAUGGCAUCGAAACACAAGUGGGGAUUGUCUCCUGGGGAGCUUUCCCAUGUACCGCGUAUCGUAGCCCCACAGUAAUUACCCGAAUAAGUGCUUUCAAGGAUUGGGUUCGGAUGACAAUUGAGAACGAUUCAAUCGGUAGUUAAUUUGCUACGUAUUCCAUUUACUAUCAAUAAAUAAAAAAUAAUAAAUAAAACAAUAAUACACAUACCUCAAAACAUGUCAUCCAGCAAGUUCCGAUAAUACUGUACUUGUGCAUGUUCGCGAUUCCGGUUAUCUAACACGAAUAGUACCGGACAGUC
Messenger RNA from Toxorhynchites rutilus septentrionalis, 1394 nucleotides. Its product is annotated as trypsin-2-like. The coding region runs from base 264 to 1238 and encodes 324 amino acids. The transcript is spliced from 3 exons. The record is from RefSeq and is a predicted model, not a curated record. Gene Ontology annotation, biological process: proteolysis. Gene Ontology annotation, molecular function: serine-type endopeptidase activity. NCBI's taxonomy places the organism in Eukaryota, Metazoa, Arthropoda, Insecta, Diptera, Culicidae.